GCAGAAUGUGGUCGCUUCCCGCCGCUUUUAAUUUAUUUGGAACCCAAGGUCCGAAUUUGUCCAUGUUCUUUUGUCUUCUUGCACCAAACAAGUUCCCUCACGAAUACCUAGACGGCUAUACCUAGACGACCUCUGGUCAAAAUAUCUCUUCUCGCCGACGCUAUAUUCCCGUAGAACUUGAACACGUGAGAGUUUUGGUAUGCAGCUCAACAGCAGCACGGCCUCUGUCCUCGUACUCGUUGCUGGCAUGAGCAGUGUCGUGACACCUCACAGACUAGGCACCAUACCGGGCGGUCAUGGCUAGCAUCCCACCAAGGCGAGUAGCAGGCCCUGACGAACCGGACAACGACUUCUGCUUGCCCCGGCAUACAUCGAAGUUCUGUUCAUAUCAUCCGGCUCUUACCUAGCGAUUUCUCGUGCAUUCACUGACAUGCCCCCUCGGCCGCAGGUUUACCCGCCAAUCUGUAAUAUCCCCGACUACGACUGGGGCGCCGACGAACUCGUGGAUAGCGUGAUUGCGCAACUGCGAUCACGUGGCCGGAGCUGCCAGGCCAGUUCAGGACCGCGGGUGUGCACGCAGCUCGUCUGUGAGGACCCGGGAGUGGCCGUUUGGGAAAAAAUCUGGCCGCAGUGUAACGACCUGGACCACGAAUUGCAGAUUGACUGCGAGACGGUGGCCGACUAUGCGCAGGAUAUCAAGGACCGGUGCGACAACUCCCCGCUGACAGCGGCGUCGGAUACGCAAGGACAGGAGUUCGAUAUCGAGGGUUGGAGCGUGAUUGUCGGAGGGCACGACGGCUGUGCUGUGUGAGGGUGGCCUCGGGGUACUGUAGGGAUGUACAAAUUACGGGCUACCCAAGCGUCUGUGUUGGCGAUGGACGAGGUCUAAGCACGGGGCAAUACUAUGCGUACACUUGGCACUCGGCGGGUUCCUUCGGGUUCCUCCUUGCACAUCAACUCACCGACAUGUGUAAUUCAGGUCGACAGGCUCAAGCUACAGGCGGUAGGAUUGGUCAAGA
Truncatella angustata is the source of this 1019-nucleotide messenger RNA. RefSeq lists its product as uncharacterized. The record is from RefSeq and is a predicted model, not a curated record. The transcript has 2 exons. Lineage: Eukaryota; Fungi; Ascomycota; Sordariomycetes; Amphisphaeriales; Sporocadaceae. The coding region runs from base 431 to 811 and encodes 126 amino acids.